AUGUCCAGGAUGAUAACCAGGAAUGGCGGAGUUCGCCAGACGGUGAUCACUGACGCCUCUGCAUCGUCGGAUGUUAAGCGCACCGCUGACCUGUUCACAGAAGAGGACAAGGAUGCUCUUCAGCCUGCAGCACAUGGUGCUAAGGAAGCCAUUCGGGACUUACUUGCUGCGAGCGCUGGGGACAAUUCGCAGCAGGGUGAUGGUGCAGAUAAGAGCAAUGUCAAUAAUGGAGUGCCUGGCGAGUCCCUGCAGAAGGAGAAAGAGGAGGUGGUCAACAAGCCUACUCAGCAUGAUGACGAGGAAGAUGAUGACGGCUACCUCAGCGAUGACCCGGAGGAGCGGUACGAUGUGCAGGCGAAGAGCGAAGUUGCACAGCGGAUUCGUUUCGCCAUCGUGUUGCUGAUCCCGAUCGCCUUCAAACCGGAAGCGACGCGCGUGCAGGCGACGUUGCGUGCGCUCUUCAAUCUGUGGAGGAAAGAUCUGCACAUGGAGAUUCAGGCGACAACAAAGUUUCAGGAGCUGACGGCAUUGUUUCUGAACAAGAAGCAGUAUACGAGGCUACAGGUUACCUUCGAGAGGGCCCGGGAUGCCAACUUCGGGUGGAAGCACGGGAUUGUGCAUACCUGCGUUGACGGGAAGCGUAUUAACCUGGACUGGCAGCACCCGGUGGACCCUGCUUACGUGAAGGCGCGUGCUGCGGACCCGCUGUUGAUCGAGGUCCUGUUUAAGGGAGUGGACACGGUGAUCACGCCUGAGAUGCUGUGCGACAUGCUGGUGACGGUGAAGUUGGAGAAACGGGGACGUCCGGCUUUCAAGGAGGGGUGCUGCUUCCAUCGGGUGGUGAAUCCUGUCACGGGGAUGGACACCGACAAGAGCUCCAAGGCAGGUGUCAAUCUGGUGGCGGCGAAGAAGGAGUUCGGAGUGUGA
Messenger RNA from Closterium sp. Naga37s-1, 927 nucleotides. The record is from the annotation of a GenBank genome assembly. Lineage: Eukaryota; Viridiplantae; Streptophyta; Zygnematophyceae; Desmidiales; Closteriaceae.